UCGCCACGGCAACCAAUUUAAGCCAGGACACUCUAGGAGAGACCUCUAUGUCACUUCCGCUGCCAAGAUGGCGGCGCUCAAGAAGAAGUUGAGAGCUGCGCUCCUGCUUCGUUGCUAGGAUGGAUUUCCUGGUCCUCUUCCUGCUUUACCUGGCCUUGGUCCUACUGUGCCUCGUCCUGCUCUGCCUCUAUUCUACAAGUAAUCAAAGCUUCCACUCAAGGUAUUUCACGGGAAUCACACAGGCCAUUUCACAUAUAAUCCCAGUCCAGGUUCAAGGAGCUGUUCAGAGGGUAUUUAAUGGACUCUUCCAUUCCAGGCUAUUUAUGGCCCUGCACCUGGUCCUGGAGGCUUUGGUGUUUGCCGAAUUCACCUGGGAAGUCUUCGGCUAUUGCAAGAAACUGGAGUUUGGCACUCCUUCCCUCCUCCUGCCUUACCUUUUGCUGAUCGUGAACAUGGUCUUCUUCAUCCUCUGCUCCAGAAGUGACCCAGGUGCCAUCACCAAAUCCAACCAGGCCCUGUUCCUCCAUUCCUAUCCCUAUGAUGGUGUGAUGUUCGAGACAGGUGCCGAGUGCAUUACCUGUAAAGUGAAGAAACCCGCCCGGUCGAAGCAUUGCGGAGUGUGCAACCGCUGCAUGCAUCGCUUUGACCAUCACUGCAUCUGGGUCAACAACUGCAUUGGUGCCUUCAACAUCAAGUACUUCCUGGCCUACUUGCUCACCUUGAUCUCCAUGGCUGCCUCCAUCGCCGGCUUGACAGCCGCUUUCCUCGUCCAGGUGGCCCUUUUGUCAAACCUGAUGCAGGGACAUUAUGCCGACGUCCACGGAGAAGAGCACCCGGUUGAUGUCUUUUUCCUAAUUCAGCACCUUUUCCUGACCUUCCCGAGGAUUGUGUUCAUGCUCGGCUCUGUGGUCUUCCUCUUGAUUAUCCUUGCUUCCUACUUCUGCUUUAUUCUGUACCUGGUUAUGACCAACCAGACAAGCAACGAGUGGUUUAAAUCCUCAAGAUUCAAGCACAGAAGUUACAGUAACAUUUACUCCAGAGGGGUCUGGAGCAAUAUGGCUGAAAUCAUCAGGCCUCUGACCAGCCCUACAAGAAAGAGAAAGUGAGGAGUCCUGGACAUUCAACAGAUUCUGCACAGAUCCUUCUGAAAACGGCUCAACCGGAGUGCAAUGAGGCUGAAUUGUGAGUGCUUCAAAUGUCAAAUGAUAUUUGACAUUUGAUUUGGCCUACUUUUUAUUUUGGAACUGAUAUUGAAGUUGGUCUCUUCUGCUGCUGUGGAGAUAAGGGCACCUAUGCCAAGAGACUUUAAGGCAGCAGAAGGGAGAAAUUGGGAAUAAAACCGUGUUUAGGA
This is a messenger RNA of Anolis carolinensis (green anole), 1351 nucleotides long. It is a transcript of the gene zdhhc4, whose product is annotated as zinc finger DHHC-type palmitoyltransferase 4. The transcript has 7 exons. The record is from RefSeq and is a predicted model, not a curated record. Gene Ontology annotation, molecular function: protein-cysteine S-palmitoyltransferase activity. NCBI's taxonomy places the organism in Eukaryota, Metazoa, Chordata, Lepidosauria, Squamata, Anolidae. Gene Ontology annotation, cellular component: endoplasmic reticulum; Golgi apparatus. The coding region runs from base 120 to 1106 and encodes 328 amino acids. Gene Ontology annotation, biological process: protein targeting to membrane; peptidyl-L-cysteine S-palmitoylation.